AUCACUUUGACAGCAGCCAACCGCGUGGUCAUCUACGAUCCCAGCUGGAACCCGGCCACGGACGCCCAGGCAGUGGACCGGGCGUACCGCAUCGGACAGACGGAAAACGUCGUCAUCUACCGGCUCAUCACUUGCGGCACUGUGGAGGAGAAGAUCUACCGCCGGCAGGUUUUCAAAGACUCCCUCAUCAGGCAGAACACCGGCGACAAGAAGAACCCGUUUCGGUACUUCAGCAAGCAGGAGCUGAAGGAGCUCUUCACGCUGGAGGACACCAGGUCGUCGUCCACGCAGCUGCAGCUUCAGGAGCUUCAUUCCCGACACCGACGGACCGACUCGGAGCUGGACGAGCACAUCGCUCACCUCCACGCCAUGGAGAUGUUCGGCAUCUCCGACCACGACCUCAUGUUCUCCCUGGACGUCCACAACGACGAGGCGCCCGAGAACCAGAGGAGCACCAGUACAUCGAGGGGCGGGUCCAGAAAGCCCAGGAGCUGAUGAAGGCUGAGUCGGAGCUGCAGGUGCAGCUGGCAGAAAACAUGAUGUCCAGCACAGAACCAGCCUGGCUCAGACAACCAGCAAACAGCAGAGGGUCGCAUGAGAGGAACCCAAGAAGUCCUAAACAGAGUCCUGCAUGUCCACCGCAGGACCACAAGUUCAACGAGUCAGUGUUUGGGUUGGAUUUGGACCAGGACAACCAGCAGAACCUGACUGACCGAGUUAUCGACGUGUCUUCCAGAGUCAGCAGUGGCCUUGAGUCCCUGAACGGGAACUUCCAGUUACAGCUGGACGACAGCGACGUGUCCUUAGAUGAUCCGGACACCGAAGCCGAGGAGCGACGGCUGCUGUCUCAGCUGCACAUGGAGGGAAGCUUCAGCGUCAACAAGUCUCUGUCUGAGCAGCAGCAGAGAGAAGCUUCCAGGCAGAACAUCAGCCUCGUCACCACCAUGGACGAGUCGGCGGACGAUUCCAUCAUGGCGACCAGGAAGAAGAGAGCGGCGGUGAUUUAUGACAGCGAGGAGGAGGACGAAGAGCAGCGGCUAAUGAAGAGCCAACUGGAGAACUCCUUCCAGGCCCUUGGAGCUUCAACACCCAAAUCUGGUUCCACUCCUGCGAGAUCCAGAAGGAGCGUCGGAGGAAACACCUCUGUGGCGUCACGUCGGUCGCUGCUGCGGUCCAUCAUGGAGGUCAUGGACGACCAGGCAGAGGAGGAAGAUGAAGGCCAUGAUGAUGAACGUUCUGAUGAAGCUGAGGAGGCCGAGAGCUACGAGUGUCUGGUGAGCAGAGGGAAGGAAUGUUUCAGCAGAGCUCAGCUGGACGAAGCUCUGGGCUUCUUCCUCAGAGCCAUCGACAUCCAGCCUGGAGACCCCGAAGUCCAGCUGAUGACCAUCCAGCUGUACCGGCAGCUCAGUCAGAGGAGCCAAUCAGAGGCUCCUCAGCUGGAGAAGAAGAAGGAGAAGAAGAAUAAGAGGAAGAGGAAGACAAAGAAGAAUAGGAAGAAGAGGAAGACAAAGAAAACAAAGAAGAAGAAGAGGAAGACAAAGAAGAUGAAGAAGAAGGCAAAGAAGAAGACGAAGAGUGGUGGUGCAUUCACUGACCUCCAUCUUCUCCACCAGGACACAGUAAAUGGGAGACUGACAGAGGAUUCUUCUUCACUUCAACUCUCUGAGCAGCAUCAUGUCGGCGUAGCUCCGCCUCCUGUUCUGAUUGGUUCUGGAUACUCAGUCCACGGUAGCAGGUUCUCUACCGGCAGUUCCUCAGAGCCGGUCAGGAGAAGCCUUCAUCCCCCGAAUCUGGGACAAGUUAAUUCAGCUGGUGGCGCUGGUGAAGCCAAAUGA
Messenger RNA from Acanthochromis polyacanthus (spiny chromis), 1835 nucleotides. Its product is annotated as DNA excision repair protein ERCC-6-like. Lineage: Eukaryota; Metazoa; Chordata; Actinopteri; Pomacentridae. The transcript has 4 exons. Gene Ontology annotation, molecular function: protein binding. The record is from RefSeq and is a predicted model, not a curated record. Bases 495 to 1835 code for a protein of 446 amino acids.